AUGGCGGAUAUCAAGGGGAAAGGAAUACUUUUUGAGGACGAUGACGAACCGAUCAAACUUACAAGCCAGGAUGAUCCAAAAAUCUUUGAUGAAUUCAGCUUGUCAUUGAUAGGAAAGAUCCUUAAUCCCAAGAAACAAAACGUUGAGAAACUCCUGCAAAAAAUGCCUUCGCAUUGGGGACCGUUCCACUUCAACUUCUGCAUGUUUGUGCUGGUCCGUUGGGAACCCAUUGUCCAUGACGAUUACCCAUGGAUAAUCCCACUUUGGGUUCAUCUGAUAGGCAUCCCUUUGCACCUAUGGACUGAUCGAAAUCUGCAAAAGGUAGGUUCUAGAAUGGGACAUGUCGAUAAAGUGGAACACACUGAGGGUCGUAUGCUCAUCGAUGUGGAUACCCGCUGGCCUUUAAAGUUCUCGCGUAAGGCUGAGUCGCCGGAAGGGGAUGAGGUCAUGCUGGAAAUCAAUUUGAGAUAUGCUUCUAGCGUCAAGAAGUAUGAGGGAGAAAGCAACUAUCGAGGAUCACAUACUGAUAGGAUCAUGCGUAGACGGGAGGACCAUUCGAGGAGCGAUAGAUAUGGUGGAUCACGAAUUGGUACAUGUCCUAACAAGAUGCAAUAUGAGGUGUGA
Messenger RNA from Brassica oleracea var. oleracea, 624 nucleotides. RefSeq lists its product as uncharacterized. Lineage: Eukaryota; Viridiplantae; Streptophyta; Magnoliopsida; Brassicales; Brassicaceae. Bases 1 to 624 code for a protein of 207 amino acids. The record is from RefSeq and is a predicted model, not a curated record. The transcript is spliced from 3 exons.